Camellia sinensis is the source of this 693-nucleotide messenger RNA. Lineage: Eukaryota; Viridiplantae; Streptophyta; Magnoliopsida; Ericales; Theaceae. The record is from RefSeq and is a predicted model, not a curated record.
AUGAAUCAAUUUGCUGAGGAGUGGAAAUACAGACCUGUGCUAUCAGGUUCGUUCAAGAAUGUGGGGAAUAGUGCUUCUUUUGAGCAGUUGGAGGCAGAAUACAGUGAGAAUGAGAUAUGUGUAGCAAUCAUAGACUUCAAUAGGAACAAAGCUCUUGGGCCUAAUGGUUUUAACCUUCUUUGCUUCCAAAAAUUCUGGAAUGUAAUCAUACAUGAGUGGAAAUACAGACCUGUGCUAUCAGGUUCGUUCAAGAAUGUGGGGAAUAGUGCUUCUUUUGAGCAGUUGGAGGCAGAAUACAGUGAGAAUGAGAUAUGUGUAGCAAUCAUAGACUUCAAUAGGAACAAAGCUCUUGGGCCUAAUGGUUUUAACCUUCUUUGCUUCCAAAAAUUCUGGAAUGUAAUCAAACAUGAGAUCAAAAUGGAUUUCUUGGAUGAAAGAAUGUCUCUUGUCUCCACCUCUAGAAUGCUAGUAAAUGGAUCACCAACACAAGAAUUUAGCCCUCAGAAAGGACUCAAACAAGGUGAUCCUUUAUCACCUCCUUUAUUCAAUUUGGUUGCUGAAGGGUUAAACAUUUUAAUGCUAAAGGAAAGAGAGUUGGGACUAUUAAAAGGAGUUGAAAUUGGUUCAAAAGGAGUGGUUGUGUCACACUUGCAAUUUGCAGAUGACUCACUAUGCUUUUGUGAAUCCAAUUGA